Molecule: messenger RNA, 1151 nt
Organism: Aphanomyces astaci
Lineage: Eukaryota; Oomycota; Saprolegniomycetes; Saprolegniales; Verrucalvaceae
Exons: 3
Coding region: 8-1015 (335 amino acids)
Biological process (GO): pseudouridine synthesis
Molecular function (GO): pseudouridine synthase activity; RNA binding
Source: RefSeq, a predicted model, not a curated record
GCUCGAUAUGGCGAGGAAACGGCAUCGAGCAAGCAGUUGCGACGAACACGCCGAAGCCGUCGUGCGGCAUGCGCUGCAGAGUGCCGUGGACGCCAUUGCCGCAGAGAACUCUGUGGACUUGACCACGUUGACGUUUCGCGUCCGGCGGCUCCACGAACAUGUUCCAUCGACGGCAUUACUCGGCACAACCGCGUACUCGAGCGACAUCCCCCUCCGACUGUACCACUCGAAACGCUUAGAUCAUCUGUCGGACCUUCAUGCGACGACUACGCUGCUGCUUAGCUACCUCGUCCACCAAAAUGACGCCAUCGUCCACGUCGAUAGCGCAGAGGACUCGUCCCGCCUUGUGCUGUAUACGCGUCCAGCUCCUCCUCCCGCAGAGGUGCUGGAUGUGACACUUCCUCUGGAGGUUCUCCACCAAGACGACGCGAUCAUCGUCGUCGUCAAGCCCCACGACCUCCCCAGCGUCGACGGCCGCGACCGCCCCACAUCGCUCCAUCGCAUCCUUCGGUCCAAGUACCCCAACGUUCGCAUGGUGCAUCGUCUGGACAUGGAGACGUCGGGGGUGAUGGUGGUGGCGCGCACAUUGUCGGCGGCGCAGAGUCUGAAUGCGCAAUUCCGAGCCAAAACCAUCGGCAAAACGUACACGGCGGUGGUGGAAGGCCUCUUGUCCUGCGAUAGUUGCGUCAUAAGUGCAUCUUUGGCCGCCGACCCGACGCACAGAGUCAAGCAAGUUGUGGACGAACGACGUGGGAAACCCAGUGAGACCCUGUGCACGUUGCUGCUGCGACACUUGGACAAGGGACACUCGAGGGUCCACCUGACCCCCGUCACAGGCCGAACGCACCAGCUGCGGGUGCACAUGCAGAGUGUUGGUCACGCCAUCGUCGGCGAUUCGCUGUAUGCCAGUCAAGAGUGUACGUCGUCGCGGCUGUGUCUGCACGCCACGACCCUGGAGCUCGUCCACCCCACGACCAACAUUCCCAUGACCUUUUCUUCCAAACCUCCGUUUUAACGUGUCCACGCUCUCGUUAUAAGAACCUCUGCAGCUUAUUACGAGUAGUGUAGGAAUGUGCCUGUCAAAAUGCUAACGGGGGCUGAAUAUCAAACCGAUGGUCUUAAAACUAGACUUAAUAAAACUCUUUUCCCCC